AUGAUGAAGACCGCUCCUUUCUGGGCCUCUAUCGCCCUAUUAGUUCCACGGGCUCUAGCGACAUCUCCAACGUCCACGUCCACGUCCACUACCUCUACUUCCGCGGCACCAAGCUGUACAGCUUCCCUCAUCGCCAAGCUCUGCAACUACCCGGAACCUCAAGAUGACUUUGCCGUCGCCAGCAGCGGCACGGCCGAUUGCUGGGACUACUGUAACGCCAACCCUCCCUGCAGCUUCGUUAUCUUCGUUGCCGGCAACCCUUACACGGGCACCGGCACGUGUUGGCUGUACCCGGGUGAAAACUACGAUGCGAGCCAGGGUAGUUCGAAUUGCGGCAAUCCCUACCUGUCGGUCUUCAACAAGCCCGUGUGUUCUGGUGGGAGCGCAACCACCACUUCUGGCGCCUGCGCCGCCACCGCGACUCCUUCUGCUAUUACCUCGGUCUGCGGGUAUCCGGCGCCUAGUGACAGUUUUGACAAUUGUUAUGCUAGUUCGGGUGCAUCGAACUGCUUGAGUAUAUGUGCAGAGGCCGAUGCCUGCAGCUAUGCUGUCUUUAAUACGCACAAUGACGACAACUCGCAGUAUUCCUCUGGCACUUGCUGGGUCUAUCCGAACGGCACAUUCAACGCUGCGUCUGCGACCACUUGUAGUGGCGAUCCAUACCAGUUUGUGUAUAACAACGUGUGCCCCAAGCCAUCAUCUUCAUCGUCCUCCCUUUCAUCAUCUGCUACGGGACACUCUGGUGGCACUGGAACUGCAGGCACUAAUGCAGGCUCAACUGUCAGCAAUGCUAAGGGCUCAAUUACCAGCAAUGAUAAGAACUCAACUACCAGCAAUGCUAAGGGCUCAACUACUACCAGCAAGAAUUCUGCGCCUACCGGCCUCUCGCUCUCUAACCCAUUGGCUAUAGGCGGGGCUAUGUUAUUAUUGCAGGCCCUUUAA
Messenger RNA from Penicillium cinerascens, 942 nucleotides. RefSeq lists its product as uncharacterized. The transcript has a single exon. NCBI's taxonomy places the organism in Eukaryota, Fungi, Ascomycota, Eurotiomycetes, Eurotiales, Aspergillaceae. The record is from RefSeq and is a predicted model, not a curated record. The coding region runs from base 1 to 942 and encodes 313 amino acids.